Molecule: messenger RNA, 4158 nt
Organism: Penicillium mononematosum
Lineage: Eukaryota; Fungi; Ascomycota; Eurotiomycetes; Eurotiales; Aspergillaceae
Product: putative SNF2 family helicase/ATPase
Exons: 3
Coding region: 1-4158 (1385 amino acids)
Cellular component (GO): nucleus
Molecular function (GO): ATP-dependent chromatin remodeler activity; ATP binding; ATP hydrolysis activity
Source: RefSeq, a predicted model, not a curated record
AUGACUUACACUGGGGGCUUCGACAUGGCCCCCCGAACAAAUAUGUCGUUAAUGAAAGACCCCCAAGACUGGACGGUCGACGAGCUUGUUACAUUUCUCUGCCAUGACAAGCCUGGAGACUGGUCCUACAAUUUGGUUUGUCCAGAUCUCGUGAAGCUGGAGGCGUCCCUCCGAGAGAAUUCAAUCUCAGGCUUAAGUUUUCUUGACAUCACGGACGACCAUGUGAAGGAGCUGGGUAUCAAAGUUAUUGCGCAGCGCCAGUAUGUGCUGAAAGCCUGUAAAUGGCUACAGCGACGCUCGACAAAAUAUCAACUGGACCAAUUGGAGCAACAGCGGCCACUUGUCAAUGAACAGCAACGUUCAGCAGGCCUCAAUGACAACAACUCGACUUCAAACCAUCCCACCCACCCCAAUGUCUCUUCUACACUGCUCCCAACAGGGGAGAAAAGACGCCGGGUCGGGACGACCAUCGCGGCACGGCCGUCCACACCUUCUCUCCCGGGGCCCCUCACCCCAGAAGGGCCACGUGCACCCAUCUUCGAUGAUGGGUUCUUCGAGCGUCUCCUGAGUGCCUACCCACCGGACGACACUGAGGUCCUCCCACUCCUUGGAGGAUCCGGGUCCGAAGGGGAGUACGACACGGAGACCCGCGAAGAACUCGGAGAGGAUGGGGAGCAAUCCCGCGCAGGUACUCCCCCGGAUGCUGCUGGGGGCCUCGGAGAGGCUGAGUUCAAUAAAAUAGUGGACCAAUACAUCGAGACACGGAAAGCUCAGUUCAUCGAAAUUCGUCUGCCGAAAGAGCAGGCCAAAGGAUUUUACAUUUGGAACGAGGGCCAAAAGUCCCCGGGUAUGAAGAACGAGAUUUCGACCCAGCUCGCCCACCUGGAGAAACGUUCCCAAAGUCUUCGCAAAGCACUUGCUGAGGCACAACACUCUUCUCGCUCGUCUUUAGUCAAGGCAUGCGCGUGCCUCGACCCCACUGUGGCCGAUAUUUGCUUGUAUCAAUGGAAGCUUUCCAUUCUCGAGCAGAUUAGCCCGCCGCCCAAACUUGCUCGCCCGCCACGCACCACACGACCAGAAAAGCCCACUGUGAACUCGGACGGUGAAGAAACUCUCAGUUCCGAUUCGGAUUCCACGCACGGUAUCGGAGACAUGGAACACAAGUCUCCGGAACAAUCGGAAGACGGUCUCCGUCUCGUCUCGAGUUCUGAUAUUUCUGAACCCGAAGAGCACCAGGUUGUACAGGACCAAGAGGUGCCACGUUCUCGCGAAGCUUAUCAAGUCGGACCGUUCCGUGACUACUCUUCAGAUGAGGAUCUCGGUCACCUUUUUUACAAAGAUGAAAAUUACGAGCCACCAGUGGCCAAGAGGCGCCGCCUGGAGAAGGAUAUCUUGGAUCAAGGGUCUCCAAUACCACCAUUGCCACCGAUAACAACCAUGCCGUUGAAACCGGACAUUGCGCUACCCUCGAAGGAACGUGACGGAGGGGGUCAGACGGGGGCCAAUACAUAUCCUGUCGACCCGAUGCAUCUCAAAACACAUGAGUCCGUGGACCCGGCGAGUGACAACGGCAGUGAAACCGAUGAGGCUGUGUUGGUUUUUGACGACGUCUAUUCCAUGAUGUGGGCAACUAUUGAGGAGAGUGGAAACAGAAUUCACCUGUUGGCGAAAGCUCUCAUGGACCUGCGUAAGAAUCGUCUCCGCCAACUUCUCGAAUUUCUCGUCAAGUACAUGCCAUGUGUGUAUCCAGAACAUGCGCGAGAUGCGCUAAAAAGCAUGUGCGAAGACUCGUCGGCGAUGGAAGGAUGGGACCCCGAGGAGAGUCAUUGUACAAUGUUGAUGACUGCCUUGUUUGUGUCCUGGGUUAAUGUUAUCCACGUCCCUAUUGGCGCCUUUAGGGCAAAAGAAGUCAAGGCUGCGCUUGUGGCUGUCAGAGAUGAAGAGGAAAACCAAUUCGCCCCGUUCUUCAAAUGUUUGAAUGACCUUCUUCGGGGGUACAGAAAAUGGUUGAAUUUGCCAUAUCGUCUCCAAUCCGACGAAAUGAACACAGCCAUUCGGCGCGACAAGCAGGAAUUCACCGACGACCAAAUGACCCUGACACCGGUCCAGAAGGAAGGCAAAGAACGGGAAGACAAAGCAUUUCUUACGUCUCGGCUUGCCCACGGGCAUGCUCAUCUCGAAAAUCUCUCAAAGCCGGUUUCUUUCCGAAUUCCCAUGAUAUACCUGGACCCCCGCAUUGCGCAAUAUGUCAAACCCCACCAGCUCUCUGGGAUUCGGUUCAUGUUCCGAGAAAUCGUUGAGAACAGAAGUGAAGAAGGGUGCUUGCUAGCCCACACUAUGGGGUUGGGCAAGACCAUGCAAGUGAUAUCCCUUCUCGUUACAAUUUCCAAGGCCGGGGCAUCACCGGAUCCGGCAAUUCGUGAUCAAAUUCCCAAAGAAUUGCGACAGUCCAAAACUCUGAUACUGUGCCCAGCAUCGCUAAUCCAAAAUUGGCACGACGAGUUCGCAAUGUGGCCACCCACGAACCACAAACUUGGCAAUAUUCGCUCCAUUCCAACAAAAAACCCGACCCUUGACCGAACCGAAGAGAUUCGCGCGUGGAAUGACGAGGGUGGUAUACUGAUCCUCAGCUACAACAUCUUCCGCAUUAUUACCAAGGACAAUGUGGGAAGGAAGGAAGACCAGGGACAACAAUCGGUCAACGAAAGUGUCAAGAGUUUGGUGUUGAACAGCCCAACUCUUGUUGUGGUCGACGAAGCCCAGAAUUUACGCAACCAAGGAAGCCAAAUUUCCGAGGCAGCCUCCCGCUUACGCACCCGGAAACGGAUUGCUCUCACUGGCACUCCGAUAUCCAAUGGUUUGGAAGAUUACUAUUGGAUGGUUAAUUGGGUUGCCCCGCGGUUCCUUGGAAGCUUUGCGAAGUUCAAUGAGGAUUUCAUCAAGCCAAUCGAAAAUGGCACGCAGAUUGAAAGCCAAAAUUUCGACAGAAGAAAGGCACUCCAGUGCCAGGAGAUGUUCCUUCGCCUCAUCGAGCCCAAGGUACAGCGAGCGGACAUGUCCGCACUGGCAGUCGAUUUGCCACCAAAGUACGAGUUCUCUGUUUACUUUGAGCUGACAAGCCUCCAAAAAGCUUUGUACAACAUCUUCGUUCAAGGUGUGGGAAGGGAAGCGGGUGUCCGCCCGGAGCUUAUGUCUUGGCUGCCACUUCUUAAGCUUUGCUGUAAUCACCCGGCCAUUUUCAAGGCAGAUCUGGAAUCCCGGAAGAGCAAGAAUUCAAGUGGCGAACAAAAAGGUCCUAGCAGUGAUGGUCCCAGUGGUAACCUUGGCUCUAAUGUGCCCGUCGAAGAGCAAAUAAUUACAAAAUCAAUUUUACCUGAACUGGAUGAUGCGUUCAAGGAGGCUCCAGACUUGCUGGAUCCCAGCCUAUCCAGCCGAGUGAUGAUUCUCAAUGAGAUUAUCAACCAGGCUAUCACACUCGGGGACAAGGUCCUGGUGUUUUCGGGCAGUAUUCCGACACUGAAGUAUCUGGCGCAAGUCAUGGACAAAACGCAGAGAAUGUAUGCUCUCCUUGAGGGCAGUAUGCCUGCGGGUAAGCGUUCCGAGAUAGUUCGGGGAUUCAACGACGAUCCCUCGACCUACGUGUUUCUGAUUUCAACCAAAACGGGUGGCGUUGGCUUGAACAUCCAGACCGCGAACCGAGUUGUCAUUUUCGAUUUCCAGUUCAACCCUACAUGGGAGCAGCAGGCAAUCGGACGUGCCUACCGCAUUGGUCAGAAGAAAAAAGUUUUCGUGUACCGAAUGGUCGCUGCUGGAACCGUCGAAGAGAAGAUCUUUAGCAAAACUAUUUUCAAGAGCCAGCUUGCGGGCCGCCUUCUCGAUGAUGAGCACGUUGCUCGCAUGGGCUCAAAGGCCGAAGAAAAGUACCUAGUUCCGUGGUCGAAAAGUGCCCAGCAAGAGGGAAUUUGCCCCGAGGCGCUAGCUAAAGACCCGGGAACACUGGAGAGGAUAAAAUCCUCUAAGUGCGCCCAGUACAUACUCUCGAUCAAGCAGGUAGACCAUGAAGAGGAUCCAGACGAUGUUCUGACUGCCGAGGAGCGGAAGACUGUGGAGGAUGAGCUCGAACUGAGACGUCUUCGUAUUAGUUCCGAGGAACUGUGA